Messenger RNA from Thalassophryne amazonica, 6421 nucleotides. RefSeq names its product ELKS/Rab6-interacting/CAST family member 1-like. Gene Ontology annotation, cellular component: cytoskeleton of presynaptic active zone. The transcript has 23 exons. The record is from RefSeq and is a predicted model, not a curated record. Gene Ontology annotation, molecular function: structural constituent of presynaptic active zone. NCBI's taxonomy places the organism in Eukaryota, Metazoa, Chordata, Actinopteri, Batrachoidiformes, Batrachoididae. Gene Ontology annotation, biological process: maintenance of presynaptic active zone structure; neuromuscular synaptic transmission; regulation of synaptic plasticity. Bases 122 to 3703 code for a protein of 1193 amino acids.
GGGUUUUUCCAAAUAAUCUUUCUCAGGACAUCAGCGGACUUUGGACACUGUUGGUUCAUCUGUCUACGUGUUCACUUGGACUUCUUUUGUUUCUUCAGAAUACACUCUACAUUUCUUCACCAUGUACAACAGCUCUCGCUCUGUCACCAAGUUGGACGUGGUUGGAUCCAACGGCAACGGAUCGGUUUCUGGGAGCCCUGGCCGAUCCCCUCGCCUCCCUCGCUCACCACUCCUUGGAAACAGACGAAACAGUGGCAGCAGCUCCACUGUUGGACUCAGUGGCUCUGGCAAAACCUUGUCAAUGGAGAAUAUUCAGUCUCUUAAUGCUGCGUAUGCUACAAGCGGGCCCAUGUACUUUAGCAACACGGCCGAAGACCCAGUCAGUCUUGGUAGCAGCAUGGGUAGCGGGCUGAACCCUUCAGUCCCAAAAAGCACCAUGACCCUGGGCAGGGCCGGGGCCAGGGUACCCUACGGGGUGCGAGCGGCCGUCAUGGGCAGCAGUCCGAAUAUACACACUGGAGGAGGAGGAGGGGGGAGCGGUGCACUGGUCAUGCCCAGUGAUGCAAUAGCAUUUGGUGGAGAAAUUCAAAGCCAGUCUCCUCAGGCGGCUACUGUGCCUCACUCCAUGAGACAGGUGAGGGAUGGUGCCAUGUCGGACCUGCAGACACAACUGAAAGAAGUGCUCAGAGAGAACGAGCUACUACGCAGAGAACUGGAGGCAAAAGAGUCCAAACUGAGCUCCUCUAUGAAUUCCAUUAAGACGUUUUGGAGUCCAGAGCUGAAGAAAGAGAGGGCGUUGCGAAAAGAUGAAGCCACGAAGAUGAGCGUCUGGAAGGAGCAGUACAGAGUUGUGCAGGACGAAGCCCAGCAUCUUCAGUGCACCAUCCAGGCUUUGCAAGAUGAGCUUAGAAUCCAACGCGAUCUCAACCAGCUGUUCCAGUCCGAUUACUCAGACUCAGCUCACCUUGGAAACCAGACCCUCUCCCCUCAGGAGAUGACGGAGGAGAACUUCCUGCGUCUCCACGGAGAGUACGAGCGUCAAGUCAAAGAGCUCUUCCUGCUGAGGAAGACUGUGGAAGAAAUGGAGCUGAGGAUAGACACGCAGAAACACACGCUAACUGCCAGGGAUGAAUCUAUUAAGAAGCUACUGGAAAUGUUGCAGAGUAAAGGGCUGUCAUCACGAGCGGCCGAGGAGGAUCACGAGCGGACGAGGCGGUUGGCCGACACAGAAAUGACCGUCCACCAACUGGAAGGACUUCUGGAACAAAAAGACAAGGAGAUGCUGCAGCUCAGAGAGGAGCUCCACAGGAGAUACGAAGCAGCUCCAGAAUCGACCAAGACCAAGGCCCUGCAGACAGUCAUCGAAAUGAAGGAUGCGAAGAUCAGCUCGCUGGAGCGCGGCAUGCGAGAGCUGGAAGAGGAGGUCAACAUGCUGAAGUCCAACGGAGCUCUGAGCAGCGAGGAGCGAGAGGAAGAGAUCAAACAGAUGGAGGUCUACAGAUCUCACUCCAAGUUCAUGAAGAACAAGGUUGAGCAACUGAAGGAAGAGCUAAAUCACAGCCAGUCAGAGAAGGAGGAUCUCAGGCAACGAGCCAGUGAGCUGCAGCUGGAGGUGUCUGCAAUGGAGCAGGUGAAGCAGGAGCUGAGUCGCAAGGACAGCGAGCUUUUGGCUUUCAGAACCAAACUGGACACUCUGAACAAUCAGUUCUCUGACAGUAAACAACAUGUGGACGUACUCAAAGAGUCGCUGACCGCCAAAGAACAGAGAGCAGCCAUACUGCAGACUGAGGUGGAUGCGCUGCGUCUCCGCCUAGAGGAAAAGGAAUCUCUCCUCUCUAAAAAGAGCCAACAGAUCUCAGAGCUAUCGGAGGAGAAAAGCACUCAGCACGGAGAGAUCACCGAUCUCAAAGACAUGCUGGACGUCAAGGAGCGCAAAGUUAGCGUGCUGCAGAAAAAGAUUGAGAACCUCCAGGAUCAGCUGAGGGACAAGGACAAGCAGCUGUCCGGUCUGAAAGACAGAGUCAAGUCUUUGCAGACAGACACUUCUAACACUGACACGGCACUGGGAACGCUGGAGGAGGCUCUGUCUGAGAAGGAGCGAAUCAUCGACCGGCUGAAGGAGCAGCGGGAGAAGGAGGAGAGGGAGAAGGGGGAGGAGAUGGAGUCCAGCAAGAAGGAGCUGAAGGAGCUGAAGGAGAAGGUUUCCCAGCUGCAGGCCGACCUGGCUGACCGCGAGACGUCUGUGUUGGAUCUGAAGGAGAAGGCAUCCUCUCUGGCUUCUGCAGCUCUGAAGAAGGACAAUAAACUGAAGAGUCUGGAGAUCAACCUAGAGCAGAAGAGAGAGGAGUGUGUCAAGCUGGAGAACCAGCUAAAGAAGGCCCAGAGUGCAGCGACGGAGACCCAGGCCAGCACCGAACUCUCAGAACGCAUCUCCUGCCUGGAGCAGGAGUUGAGCCAGCACAGAGAGGAUGCUGGGAAGGCCCAGACGGAGGUUGAAAGGCUGCUGGAGAUUCUGAGGGAGAUGGAGAAUGAAAAGAACGACAAGGAGAAGAAGAUCCAUGAGCUGGAGAGACAUCCUUCUGCCUCUCAUCUGUGGCGCUCGCAGCAGUCGCGAAAACAGGCCCCUCCCCCCGCUGCCUCGCAGCAGCCAAUGGGGGGGCUGGUGUGGGAGUACUUGGGCACUUUUGCCUCAAGGCAGAUGAAGGAUCAGUCGAAGAAGGUGGCAAACCUCAAACACAAGGAGCAGGUGGAGAAGAGCAGGAACGUCCAGCUGAUGGAGGAGGCCAAGAAGAGAGAGGACAACCUGAACGAGAGCUCCCAGCAGAUAAAGGAAACCCUCUGCCAGAAAGAGGACCGUAUAGAGGAACUGGAGGAGGCACUGAGGGAAAGUGUCCAGAUCACAGCAGAGAGGGAGGUGGUACUUGCCCAGGAGGAGCAGGCGCGCACACACGCUCAGAAACAGGUGGAGGACUUAAUGGUUGCCAUGGAGAAGGUGAAACAGGAACUGGAGGUGAUGAAAGCCAAGCUGUCAUCAACUCAGCUCUCACUGGCUGAGAAGGAAGGUCACCUGACCGCCCUGCGGGCUGAGAGGCGGAAACACCUGGAAGAGCUGCUGGAGAUGAAGCAAGAGGCUCUGCUGGCAGCCAUAAGUGAAAAAGACGCCAACAUCGCGCUGCUGGAGCUUUCCUCAUCCAAAAAGAAGAAAACCCAGGAGGAGGUGGCGGCUCUGAAGAGGGAAAAGGACAGUCUGGUCCAACAGCUCAAACAGCAGACUCAGAACCGUAUGAAACUGAUGGCAAACAACUACGAAGACGACCACCUGAAGGUCGCGUCUCCAAACUCUGAGCAGUCCAACAACCAAAAGCCCUCCCCAGACCAGAUUCUCCGUCCUCUCCUGGAUCUCAAUCAGAACCGCAGCAAGCUGAAGCUGUACAUCAGUCACCUGACCUCACUGUGUCAGGAGCGAGACCCUGUCAUACUGCAGGACUUUGCCCCGCCCCCUGCCUAUCACCGCACUGACUCCGCCUCCUGGCACACGCAGCUGCACAGCAUGACGCAGGAACAGUUGGAGGCGGAGUUAGAGCUAUGCGAGAGGGAAGGGGCGGAGCUACAGGAGUACGCCAAUCAGGUCCUGCAGCAGAUCGCCGACCGGUGCCCUGACAUUUUGGAACAAGUCGUCAAUGCUCUGGAAGACAGCUGCUGACACACAUACAUUUAACCCUCUGAGGUCUGGAGGCACUGGUGCAAGAAGACGGCCCUAAAACUCAGCACCAGCCAAGAGGAGUGCUGUUAUCUCCAUCAGAACUUUGUGAUGUCAUAAAGCAGUUCUGUAAAAUAGCAUAAAAGGAAACCUUGGCUCACAAUGUAAAAAAUAUAGGAAAAAACAAUGGCCACAAAAGGAAAAACUUCUUUCUAAAGCCAAGGAACGUUUCUCCGUAUAUUUUCUAUGGUCUCCAGUGCUGAUUGGUGGAGAUGAGCAAAGCCAUUAUCACUCGUUCCUACUUCGCUCCGGCCUACUGAGGAUGGUGCUGUGGCCUUGGGAUUUGGUCGACCGCCCACACAAGUAUGAUAGAAAUGAAAUGGUAUUGCCAUGUUGUAAUUUAACCAAAGUUCUCCUGCGUUUGAUGGCUCUUGGGGGCGUCUCCAAAUUUAGUGGUUUGUUUGAUGCGUAUAAUAUACAACUGGAGUUUGCUGAUAUAGGCAGGUGUACAUCACGUUUUAUGGACGCUAGAUCUUAUGGUAGAGCAUCACAUAUUGGUGUACGCUGAUGUUUUCAGUAGGAUGAAUUCCGCAGUGUGCCAACGACCUCAAAGGGUGAAACACUCACUCACUCACAAACAGGACCAAUCAUUGGAUAUACACACAAAAAUGGUGGCGUCAACCCUGUUUUCAAGAAAAAAAAAAUUCAACAUCAUUACUCAGCUUCCACCGCGUCUCGUGCCGACAUCAUUUUGGAUGAACUGUGGCGGCUGAAGGUUCUGUCAGGAACUUUGUUGCCCUGUAAAUGAAAUUUAAUUAGAAAUGUUUGACAUUAUUAUUAUUUUCUUUCCUGUUUUGGGUCCUUCGAGCCGGUCAGCAGUCGGGUGUCUAACUCGAUGCGGUUUGUGAGGGGAAAUCUUUCAGCGGUAGGAAGUGUAACAGUGAGCUGGUGUUGCCAGGUUGGUUGUGAUGGCAGUCAGACCUACCAGCUGUUGCCAUAUUAUGAUUUAAUUUGUUGAGAUCUAAAUUGUUGAUUUCAGCUGCCUUUGGUUUUUUGCAUCAUUUGCUGCUAAUUUUUUUAACUUUCGUUUCUUUCGCAGGUAUGUGAUGAAAUGUUGUGGCUUACUUUUUUCCUCCAGGAUUUUUUUAAGGUUGUAUAAAUUGUAAAGAGAGAAAUUUAACAGAAAUGCUUUUUUUUUUUUUUUUUUUUUUUUGCUUUCAUCUCUGGCACGACCGACAGGAAAUCUUGCAGCGUUCCCUUUAGUCAAACACUUCGGUGUAGAUAUAUAUUUUCUUUGUUUUUUUUUUUGUUUUGUUUUUUUACCUGAGAAAAUACUAUCAUUUGCAGAAUCCUUGUGACAAUCCCUUUAUAGUUCACGAGUUAACGUGUGAAUGUAAUCAUUUCCCCUUAUCAAAACUUUUUCUUUCAUGGCAAGGAGGGAAGAUAAAAUUCUGAUGUAUUUUUUGCUUUUGCUAAUGUGUGACACUAAUGUUUAACUGAAAUGCUGUUAUUCUUUAUGGUUUGUAAGCUUCAACGUGUUUGGAGCUUUGAUUCAAAAGUAACUAGUUGUUUUUUUUUUUUUUUUCAUAACCAAGAAGUGGUUCCAGGGAUGUUGCACUUUUACAAGGCUUUGUGUCCACUGGGAAAAUUUUUGACUUUCUGAAUGACAGCUUUGACUUUGACAUUGCUAACAGCCGUAGCAUGAUUUUAACAUUUGCAGUACCAAGCUCGAAAAGUUCACAUUAUUACAGCUGGCAGACUGUAUUGUUGCGUAUGGCUCUUGGGGUGGAGUUUGAGUUUAAGCACCUCCCAAAUAUUCUAUGCACACAUAAAUUAAGCGUUUUGUUUUUAUUUGUUUUUGUACUUCAACCAAUGAAUUGUUUUGAAACAUUUAACAAAAAACUAAAUGAAAGUUGCUUCACAAAAGAUUCACUUUUGAAACAUGAAAAACUGGAUGAAAUAAUGGGUUUAAAAAGAUUCACUGCUUCAAAAUGCUUGUGAGAACAAAUGAAACAAUUUUUUUUAUGAUUCUCCAUUUUAAAAACACUAAACAAAGCAAUUGUUUCAGAAAAUGAUUCAUUGUUUUGAAGUACUCAGAACACAGAAUGAACCACUUGUUUCAAAAAGAUUCAUGAAUCUUCACCCCAUCAUUGAUUAUUCUGUGUACCAGAAAAUGUGAACGAUCCACCUGCUGGACACACAGCCUGAAGAGGGAGAUUUACUCUGCACACUCUAAUCUGAUUUUGUACACAAAGUUAAUAUUAAACCUUUUGAGAACAGGUUAAAAAAAAUAUCCAUAUUUUGGCAUAAACGAGGAGCUUUGUUUCAAAAUUUUGCAUAGUCUCCAUUGGGAAAAAAAUGGCUACCUGUUGUUUUAUUUUUUAAGAUGUUUUAAAAAAUGUAACAAUUAUCCAGGAUUUCCUUUGAAUUUACUAAAAUCUGUGAUUCGUCUUAUUUUGAAAUUAAAUUCCACAUCCACCCACAUCCAGCAAUUAAAACUUUGGCUGCAGUGCUUUGAAAGCAAACAGCAAGCCUACAUUUAGACGGUGUAUAUCUUCAUAAAAUGAGUCUUUUGUGUCACUGUCAGGUUUGAGAUGAAGCAGCGAAUUGUUCCGUUGACACUGAUGAUGUUUACAGUGAUGAACGUGACCGUCCUCGACUUUGUUGUGGAGUGAAAAUCGAAAUGAGAGAAUGGAUUAAAAUAUGGAUUUAUCUUUUGUU